This is a messenger RNA of Anopheles cruzii, 1603 nucleotides long. RefSeq names its product golgin subfamily A member 7. The coding region runs from base 251 to 688 and encodes 145 amino acids. NCBI's taxonomy places the organism in Eukaryota, Metazoa, Arthropoda, Insecta, Diptera, Culicidae. The transcript has 3 exons. Gene Ontology annotation, cellular component: palmitoyltransferase complex. The record is from RefSeq and is a predicted model, not a curated record. Gene Ontology annotation, biological process: protein targeting to membrane; peptidyl-L-cysteine S-palmitoylation.
UAAAGCACGAAAACAGCAACAUUUGGGUGCACAGAUUUUCCGCUUUUCCACGGCCGAGUGUUGCGCCAAUCUGUUGGCUGGUGUACUGUGCAACAGUGGACUUUGGCCGCGCAGAGCUGCGCGGUGCGCGUGUAUACGCAGCCCACAUUCAACCUUUGCAGUGCCCGAGACGGAGGGCAACCCCUAUUGUUUCCAGUAGUGUUGUCACUGAUAGUGCAAUCCAUUGUGCUCGGGAGAGCGUUUCAGUAUCAUGGCCGGGAACGUCCGCAUGUCGCAACCGGGCACGCCAGCCACAACGCAGCCGAACUACAUGAAAGUAUUCAUUCAGAGGGACUAUAGCGAGGGCACAUCGGUGAAGUUUCAGAACCGCUUUCCACCGGAACUGGAGAGUCGGAUCGAUAGGCACACAUUCGAGAGCACGAUGAACAAAUUAAAUGAGUAUUUUGCCGAAGCAGAAAAGGGUUCCUGCAGUACGUACUGCGAAGGAUGUUUGGCGUGCAUCACGGCAUACUUGAUCUACAUCUGUUCGGAAACACACUACGAGAAGUGCCUCCGGAAGGUGUCGAAGUACAUUGCAAUGCAAAACGAGCGAGUGUACAAUCCGAAAGGGCUCCAGAUUACGGACCCGGUGUACCGUGGGUUGCGAGUAAUAGAAAUUUCGAUCCUCGACCGCCCCGGACGCACGUGACUGCCGCUAUCCCAUUCAACGGAGGAGUUUUUCAUGUAAUCGAAGCGCUCCGCAGCUGGCGCUCGAAGAUGCUUUCCUUCUCCGGCGAAUAAGCAGCGAACCGUAGUUUGAGGCAGCGAACGGCGGCAACGACGUCGAAAAUACUUCCAAUCCGGCAACCGACACUGAGCAUAGCGUGUGUGUGAGUGUGUGUGUGUAAAUGUUGCGCGCAUUCCGUGAAAAAGCACCGUUCUCGGCGAACGUACUGUUGCGCACGAGAACAAUCACAAUAAAUAGGACAACGACGACGACGACAACGGCUCUGCUGAUGAUGGGUUAGGAGUGCCGAGAAGCGGCGGACGAUACGUCAUGUUAAAUAUAUAUUUAUAUAUAUUUAAACUUACCAACUCUAGCUAUAAAUCGGUUACUGAACCGUUCCCGCCAGUCUACCUUCCACCAUCGUCCAAUGUUGUAUCGAUGUACGCAGGGAGGCCCAGUCAGACAGGAAUGAGAAGCUGCCCCCGAACCAGAGUAGGGAAAACCAGUGGCAUCGAGCAGAGUACUGGACUUAAGUGUCGGGCAUUGCUACAAGAUAUCACUACGCAAAUUCCAUUACUUAUACAAGAGUCCCGUAGAGUAGACGCUAGGGAAAACGGUUAAUGGUUAAACUUCUUAGUAUUAGAGCAACUACACCACAAGUUUGUUAAAAGAGCAUUGUGAAGCGGAUUGUCGCUCUCUCACUUCUUUACUGUUCUUUCGAUAGCGUGGUGGCACCCAGAGGCCAAGCAGUGCAUUGACAAAUGAGGUUUUUUUUAAAGGGGUAUUGUUUCGUUCGACAUUAUCCGUUUAGCUAGAACUUCCCCAUCACCGGUGCAGACGGACGGAGCGAGUGAAUGAUCCGAGUGGAAUGCAAUUGUUUAUGAAGGAAUAAAUGAG